Nerophis ophidion (straightnose pipefish) is the source of this 5091-nucleotide messenger RNA. RefSeq names its product LIM domain containing 2 (gene limd2). The coding region runs from base 202 to 636 and encodes 144 amino acids. Lineage: Eukaryota; Metazoa; Chordata; Actinopteri; Syngnathiformes; Syngnathidae. Gene Ontology annotation, molecular function: actin filament binding. Gene Ontology annotation, cellular component: actin cytoskeleton; plasma membrane. The transcript is spliced from 5 exons. Gene Ontology annotation, biological process: actin filament bundle assembly. The record is from RefSeq and is a predicted model, not a curated record.
GGGCUAAAAACUGCUUAUUGAAAGCGGAGGCAAGCGGCGAGGCAGCGGACACAAGACGCACCGGCAUCCCCUGGAACAAAGCAUCCCACGAAGGACACUCGGAGCGCGAAGCGACACCCUGUUUACCGGCGAGCGUUUGCCCGAGUAGAAGCGGAGAUGCAGUUCCACUCAUGGCGGAUGUGACCUGCUUGCAUUUACAUUAUGCAACAUGCACACAGCAGCAGGUACAGUACACCUGUACUGCCUAAUAAGGUCAAAGGAAACCCUUCAUCACGCUCAGGUGUCACCGUCCCAAAGGACACCAGAAGCACUGAGGACAAGCCAGUCCAGCGGUCCAAGUCCUUCAGCUUUAAGACCCAGAAGGAGGUGUGUACAUCAUGUGACAAGACUGUCUACCCCAUGGAGAGACUGGUGGCCAACAACCAGGUCUUCCACUCCACUUGCUUCUGCUGCAAGCACUGCAACGCUAAACUCAGCCUGGGCAACUUUGCCGCUCUCCAGGGCGAGUUCUACUGCAAGCCUCAUUUCCAGCAGCUGUUCAAGAGCAAAGGUAACUACGACGAGGGCUUCGGACGCAAGCAGCACAAGGAGCGCUGGGCCUCCAAGGAGACGGACAACAUCACCAAGACGGCGUGAAUACCGGCGUCCGCAGCACGGUGACAUCACCCGCCCACUAGCUUAUCCUUCUUCUUUUAAACGCCACAACCGCUUGGAAAUCCCUUCACAACACUUUAAACAAACCUCCGUGUUCUUUUUCCCCUUCAUGACCAAAACCUUCUCUGCCGUACGAGCGGGAACAUGUAACUCUUUUUCAUUGUUGUUGUUGUUGUUGUUGUUCUUCAUAUGAAUGAUUUGCACCCAUUUUGUAUUCUGUAUGAUCAUGCAAACGCCAUUUAUAAAAAAACAUACACGCACGCACGCACACACACACACACACACGUGCACUCAGGUCAACUUUCUUUACUGGCAGUGUCCCCCAAGGAUUUUAUAAAGGUUUUUACCUUGGCUCAGUGUUUCUCAAACUGUUUUCACCAAGUCUUAAAACACCAUAACCAACAGUAAGAUACAGUAGAGUAGUAGGCCUACGCAUUCAUUAAAAACAGCGUUUUUAUUUAGCAAGUAUAUUUAAUAUUUUGAGCCACUUUAAAAUUGCACACUGUUUGAACAGUAGCACUGUGUUUGAAUAUUUAAAUAUUUUACCACUACAGUUUGAGAAUCACUGAUUAGCUCAAUUAAAAACCGCCGUAACCGUUCUGAGGUGCGUCCAUGCCGCACGCGGGGGGUCUAACAGGGUACGCGAUGUUACUAGACAACAGCUCACCUCGCGGGUUUGCGUCAUUCCGACGUUGGGUCACUGUUCUUGUUAUUUAUUGUUUGUGUUCUCUUGAGGUUGCUUUCACACUCUUGUUCGGUGUUGAAACGGCAAAUAUCCCUUGCCACAUCGCACUUAAGUUUUUUUUUUACGCAGAUUUGAUGUAUUUUAGGCCUAAAUUGACUAUAUAGUACAGUAGUAUCGACCACUAGGUGAGACUAAACUAGAGUGCGCUAUUUCAGUAUCCUGGUUACUGAUUGGCUCAGCCUAAGGCAGCAUUUAGCCGAGCGUAGAGGUGACACUAUGGGUGUUGUUUCAAAUUGAGGGCUUUCAUAAUGGUAAAAAACUAGCUUUAUAAAAUAUUCAACUUAUUAAUAAUACAUUAAUUCCUACUUUGGUCAGGUUCGGAACCAACAAAGUGAUAGACAAGGUUUUACUUUAUGUAAAGAAAUGGAUUUGAAGGGUCGCCCUCUGCUCUCAACGUCUGUGGGUACAACAACGGCGCUCUUGAAAAGUAUAUUUUACCACCUUUUGUCCUCCAGAAUAUAAAAAUAACCCAAUAGACAGCAUUUUGGUUUGGAGUGCAGCCCAAAAAAAAAUAUUUUCCAUUUAAAAUUUAAAUAUUUUUUUAUUUUUCAUUAAUCAAUCCAACAAUUUAAUAAACAAUAAUAGCAUAAUAAUACAAUUCCAAAACCAAACCCAGCAACAUUUAAAAUAGCAAUCAAAAGAGUGACUGCGAGGACACACAAACAUGACACAAAACAAUCCAAAAGUAGUCAAAGAAAAGAAUAUAAACAACAAUAUCAAUAUUAAUAAGAAUUCCAACAUAGUGAUUAGAUAUCCCUCAUUGACAUUAUCUUCACAGCCAUUUAUAAAAACUAAAAGCAUUAAAAAAACUAAAUUAAUAGUGUCACAGUGGCUUACACUUGCAUCACAUCUCAUAAGCUUGACAACAUUGUGUCCAAUAUUUUUCACAAAGAUAAAAGAAGUCAUAUUUUAGGUCAGGGGUCGGGAACCUUUUUGGCUGAGAGAGCCAUGAAAGCCAAAUUUUUUAAAGUGUAUUACCGUGAGAGCCGUAUCAUAUGUUUUAACAGUGAAUACAACUAAAUGCGUGCAUUUUUUAAGUAAGACCUACAUUUUUAGAGUAUAAGUCUUAUAUUUAUAUCAUUUUUAUUCUGAAGCUAACCAAUAACAAAUAAAAUACUUCUUUGGCAACACUAAAUUGGCCCUAGUGUGUGAAUGUGAGUGUGAAUGCCGUCUGUCUAUCUGUGUUGGGCCUGUGAUGAGUUGGCGACUUGUCCAGGGUGUACGCCGCUUUCUGCCCAAAUGCAGCUAAGAUAGGCUCCAGCAACCCCCGCGACCCCAAAAGGGACAAGUGGUAGAGAAUAUAUGGAUGGACUUCUUACCAUUGAUGUGACUUAUUGAACAGGUGCGGUUGAAAACGGAUGGAUGGAUUAAAAUGCAUAAGAAUGUUUUAUAUGUUAAACGUUAUUUUUAACACCGAUUACUGGCGGAAUUAUUCAUUACUAAUCGUGUUAAGUAAUGUCAGCUUAGAUGUAUUUGAGAGCCAGAUGCAGUCAUCAAAAGAGCCACAUCUGGCUCUAGAGCCAUAGGUUCCCUGCCCCUGUUUUAGGUUAAUUUAAUAGUUAAAACAAAUUUAAAUAAUGGAUAAAAUGUCAAUCUAAUGAACCUGUCCCAGACACCCCAAAAUAGUAAAUAGUAGUUUUACUUGCAGAAAACGACAUGAACUAUGUAUGAAUGGACUUUUAAUAUUGCUUUCCCUUAAAUUGGAAACUCUUGAGUGGAGAGAGAGAGAGACAAAGGGAUCGACCAUGUUUGCUGCAAGUUCAAAGAGCUGGCACUCACACCUUUUUUUGGCCCCUCGGAGAAUUAUCACAGCUAUUUUUGUUUGGUUGUACGCUGAGUGGAAUGGUAAAUGAAAACCGGCCCAAAGUCUUCUAUGAAAACCCGCCUUGUACAAUAAGUGGGGUGUACGAAAACGCAGGUCAGGAAGCGUACUAAGUCUUACCUUAUGGAAAUGUUUUGUUCCGUAACAAUGAGCCAAUCACACAGAGUGUUUUUUGAUUCUGUAGCAGAAUACGGAAGCACGAGUGUGAACGCAUCCAUCGUCCUAACGUGCACAUUGUUGGUACGAGCUGGUCCUGACGACCAUAGUUUAAUACGCUCUCAGCCUUUCGUAUCCUCCUUUCGCUUUCGUUUCCGCCCCAGUGCAAGCGCUUGGACCGAGUUGAUGUUUUCCCUUUUUCUCUGAGCCGUCAUCCCUGCCAGCCUCGGACUGUUUUUGUAAAGUAUCUGUACAUACAGCUUUACUUUGUGAUUGCUCAACAUCUUCCCCCCCACCUUCCAUCCUCCUUCAUUCGCCACAUUGAACCCCCGUGUCGUGUUGUCCAAGGACGUCCAUGGUUGGAAGACAACAGUUGUGCCAUCUUGCAGGGGUGGGAAUCUUUGUGCACCGAACGAUUCCAUUCUAGUUGAUUCCAUUGAAGAUUUUUCAAAACUGGCAAGGAGAUGGUCUCUAAACAUUUUUUAAAAAUGCGUUCUUAUAAAUGGAUUUUUAAAAAUAAUGAAUCUAUUUAGAAUCGGGAUGUAUAGGAAUCGAAUGUGAAUCGUUUUUUUGUGUGUGUGUGCAUCUCCCACCGUUUUGUCAUUUAAUCUUUUUUAAUAAUUGCCUUCCUGUUAACUUAUUAACUAACAUUAGCCAUUAGCACCUGGACCUAUUUACUAUUUCUUGAUCUUUUCCCUCAAAAAAAAAAGAAAAGAAAAAGUGGUGGCUGACAAGAGUGUGGAUCCGCCUCCAACAAAUGGAGUCUUGCAUGCUGCAUGUGAUAGUGCUGAGCGCCCCCUGCUGGGCAAGAAUCAAAUGUGAGUUUUUACAUUUUUAAAUUGAAAAGGCCUUUUUUCCCCCUACUUUGGAACAAGUUGCCUCAGAAGUCUGCAGUGUUGCGACUGAACCUGGUCUUAUGUUAUGCUGAGACUUGACUGACACUUGAAUGACUCGGUUAUCUUACAUUUGCAAAAGGAACACUUUACUGUGAAUUAAACACGCUGUGAGGUGAGAUAAAUAUAAAACGGACAGAUUUUUUGUUUUUAUUUCUAACAAUAAGAAGCCUUAGAAAUGGUAACGUGAACACAAAGGAGACUUAAAUGUUCUGAUCAUGCCUUUUUUUUCCCCCCAAAAAGCAGACUCACUCCACAUUCCUAAACAUGACUCCACUCGACCAGCAGCUGUUUGUCAUCCCACAAAAUACUGUAAUAUACUUCUUCUAACUCUGUCAAACGUGCGUGACGAUGUCUUUUUUAAUAUUUGAAUGCUUUAAAAAUCAAAGUUGUUGUAUGUGGAAAUGCUGUCUUUCAUCAGUCGCCAAGGUACAACUGCCACCGCUGUUCAGGUGAAUGAAUGACAAAAAAACAAAAAAAAAUCUGUCAUGUUUGUUUCCGUGCGACGUUUUUUGACAUGGACUUUAAUGUUAAAUGCUGUUGUCAUGGAGACCUUUUUAAAUGUAUGCCUCUUGGGAAAUGUGAGUCCACGUAACACACUUGACCGGUGGAUUGAGGUGGCCUUACAGCAAAAGAACGCUCAGAUUGUUUUUGCAGUCUUUAUUUUUCUCCUUAUUUGACUUUUAAAUUGCAUUUUUAAAGCGCCCGUCAUUCUACGCCUCUAUUCUGAGCAUUUGUUGUGUUUUUUUUGUCUUUUUUUUUUUUUACAUGCUUUUUAAGAAAAAAUAAAUAAAAAUGCUGGUGUUGAUUUAUUCAUCAGA